ACGAUAAAAAAAGUUGAGUUGGAGGUUACGUUGUCAGACCAAAAAGUUAAUAAAAAAGAUUCUGAAAGUAAGAGGAAGUCGUGUACAUUAGAGCCUCUUCAAUCGAAACGUCAAAAAGGAAAGCUUUUGAGAAUCCAGAGAUCCGAAAAAUCGUUACACAACGCGCAACCUAAUGCUGCAUUUUCCUGUGAUACCACAGUUUUGUUAAAAAAUAAAAAUAAAAAGCACAAAUCGACAAGUCAUUCUCAAUCUAUUUUAUUAUCAUCCAAGAAAAUUAAAAAAAGUAAAUAGUUUUUACUUCCUGUUAAUAAUUUAUCAACUUUAUAAUUUUCUUCUAAACAAAAGAAUUUUUUGUCAAAAAAUCAAAGAUACAAACGUUACUAAAAACAAAACGCGUUUAUUUUUUCAAUAUAGCGGCAGCGCUUAUCAUACUACUGUUAUUGUUUUUUGUGUACUACCUUACAAACGUACUUCACAAAACAAUACCAUUUCUACCAUCAGGUUGAUAAUCUUUGGUAUCUUUUUAAUGAUCAUCCACUUGGUUUCUGUGAGAAACGUCGUGGACACUUAGACACAUUGUGCGAUUAUCAAAGGAAUUAAUAGGUUUUAAGAUGUGCCCAAGUAACAGUCACAGGUAGACGACGCUGCUAAAAAAAAGCCGUUUGUAAUCCUUAUUUUCACUUGUUUCAAUGCAGCCCAGUGCUACAUACUCAAAUAUUAGAGAUAGUAAAGCUAUUUUGAAUGAUUACAAGGAAGGCGAUGCUUUAUUAUGGCUCAAUCAGAAGAAAAAAAAAAGAAAAACGCCUGUCUUAAAUGAUCCAUUGGCUGAAGUAGCGUCUCUUUUUGAGAAAAAACUCAACACAGAGAAUAAUUUAGAAAGACAAAUGGAGCAAAGGUUGCAGUCCGGUUUGUCGAAAGCUCGUCAACUCACUGCCAUCGCUCAAGGCGUUAACACAACCAAAAUACUUGAGAAUGCUGAUAAGAUAGGGAAUGAAGAAACAAAAGAUGAUUAUGUGGAUUAUUGUCGCUAUAAAACUACAGAAGAAAGAAAAGAAGUGACUCGCCGAACUCUUUUUAUUGGCAACGUGCCUGUUGAUACAACUUCUAAACAAUUACGACGGUAUCUUAAUUUAAAAAAAAGUCAAAUAGAGUCGAUUCGUUUCCGAUCCGUACCAAUUAAUCCUAAGUUUUCUAAGCAACGUGCUUGGGCAGCAUCUCACAAACAAUUAAUAGAAGAAUGCCAAACAAAGAAUGCUUAUGUGGUACUUUUGAAUGAAGAAGACGUGAAGCUUUUACUUUCAGCAGAAGAACAAUUUCUUGCCAAAGAUGGAAAAGUUUUACGAGUUACAUCAGUCGCUUAUGAUCGUAAACGUUUUAGUGUAUUUGGCGUGAAGAACACAAUUUUUGUGGGAAAUUUAUAUGUCAAAGUAACUGAAGAUGAAUUACGAAAUGUAUUUGAGGAAAAUGUGGGACCAGUAGAAAAUGUUCGUAUCAUACGGGAUCCUGUUGUCUAUAUUUCGAAAGGAUUCGGUUUUGUACAAUUUGUAAAUCGUGGUGACGUUACGAAAGCAAUUAAGACAAUGAACUCAUUCCUAGUCCAGAAACGUCCCUUACAUGUGACGAAAGCUUUGUCGGAAGACAAAGCUAAGAAAAUUGACACAGCUCGUAAAGAAAUGAUUCAAACUAAAAUUUUGAAAAAACAAAUAUUAAAGUUUCCGAUAAAAGAAUAAAAAAAAAAACAAAAGUUUAAUUUUUGUUUUUCUUACUGUUUUUUUUAUGUUAAUAUUUUAUAUGUAAUCUCUUGAAAAGCGGGAGAUCAAACAAACAGUUUAAUGUUUCAAACAAAUAUUAUUAAGUAAACAAUUACAUUAUCUUUAUGAAAUUAUUUAAAAGAACAUUAAGAAUUACAAAGCUUAAUUAUAUGAAAUGAAAAAAUAUAUAUACAGAUUUGGAUUAAUUUUUUUUGUCAAUAUUGCGAUAAAUAAGAAUUUUUUUAGAGAGGCAAAAAACUCACCAAGUGCCAUUAGUUUUGUUAAUGCUACAACACAAGAUUACAAGAAGCAUAAUUUUCCGUACACUUGUUUAUCUGUACCGAAAAGUAUUUGCAUUGACAAUGCGUCUUAUAUGAUCAGUCCUCCUAAUCCGAUUCCUAGUUUACUAGCAUAUUGGAGUUUCGACUAUUUAUUUUCAGUUGAUACAUCUAACAAUGGAAAUCAUUUCCAUCCAGGCUUUCCUGUAGGACCUCCUGUGUUCGGGAGUGGUUCUAGCGCCUUAAUAGAUACAUCAAUAA
This is a messenger RNA of Hylaeus volcanicus, 2290 nucleotides long. Its product is annotated as RNA-binding protein 34-like. Gene Ontology annotation, molecular function: RNA binding. The transcript has 13 exons. Bases 690 to 1730 code for a protein of 346 amino acids. Lineage: Eukaryota; Metazoa; Arthropoda; Insecta; Hymenoptera; Colletidae. The record is from RefSeq and is a predicted model, not a curated record.